UGCUCUCACAGCAGAGGGCCCGCAUGCGGGUGGCUGUCGGUGGGAUUGGCCACAGUGGGGAUAGGGGGACACUUUGUGCUGAGCCCUGUCACUGGGGGAAGGGGAGAGCUGAGCCCAGCCAUGGGCAUGGGCCCCCAUCUGCCUGCUCAGCCACACCGAAGGUGGUGGUGGGCCACGGCUGCUCUCCUGAUCCUGCUGCUGACUGUUUUCCAGACUUUGCAAGGAGCUGGCUGGAAUCACUGGGAGGGAGCGACAGCCCCCCGAGAGUCAGAUCCCGGUUUCACCGUCACACAAGAUCGUCGCAUGGGCAGGAGGAGGCGCUAUGCCAUCAACCCGCUUGGUUAUAAGUGGGACCAUGUUAACCUGACCUAUAAGAUUGUGCAGUUCCCCAGCACGCUGAACAAGGGUGACACAGAGAGAGCCAUUGCCGCUGCCUUCCGCAUGUGGAGUGAAGUCUCGCCCCUCAGCUUCCGGCGCCUGCCCCCUGCCCAGCCGGCUGACAUCACCAUAGGCUUCUACACCUUUAACCACACUGACUGCUGGUUUUCCCCCCGGCACCCCUGCUUCGAUGGACUGAACGGGGAGCUGGCCCACGCCUUCCUGCCGCCCCGGGGCGAGAUCCAUUUUGACAACCAUGAGUUCUGGAUCCUGGGCCGCUCGCACUUCAGCUGGAAACAAGGGGUCUGGCUGAAUGACCUGGUCCAGGUGGCAGCUCAUGAGAUCGGCCAUGCCCUGGGCCUGUGGCAUUCGCGGGACGUCCGCGCGCUCAUGCACCCAAACGCUACCUACAGCAGGACGUGGCGCAUCGGCCAGGAUGACGUCUGGGCCGUUCAGCGACUGUACGGCUGCGUGGAUGAGAAGCGGCAGUGUGAGCCUUGGGCCCGGCUGGGAUUCUGCACGCGCCGGCGAGCCUUCAUGAAGAGGCACUGCCCCAAAAUCUGCAACUCCUGCUUCGAGCCCCUUGCUGUCUCCUCCUCCCCCUCUGUGCGCCCCCCCCCCAUUCACACCAAGUACAUCUCCGAAGGCAGAGUCAUAACCUUCCGCUGUGGGCUGAACUCCUCCAAGCCACACCUGCAAGUCAGCUGGUACAAAGAUGGGGAGCUCCUUUCAGAUUCUGUUCCUGGCUUCAAGCUGCUGCCGCGCCAGGAGCUGCGUGUUCGUGCCACUAAGUUCAGCGAAGGGCAGUACACGUGCUUGAUCCGCCACGCCAGCAGGAUCCUCCGGGCCCAUUCUUGGCAGAUAAAGCUCAAGGCCAGGAGUCCUUCCUCUCACAAGCAGCCAGGGCUCUGAAGAGAUAUGCAGGGAAAUGCAUGUGACUGAUUCAUAGCGCGAGGGAUGCAUGCACAAUUGUAAACAUGUGCCUCGGGGCCCCAGGGCCCUGCGGCGGGACACUAUCGGCCCUCUUCUUCACAGCAGUCUCAUUGCUCGGGUCUCUCAUCACUCAGCAUCCUGCCCUAUCUCCUCUGGUUCCUCCUCGUCCUAGGCACUUAAACCAGGGCUGGCCCAAUAGCAGUGAGUUCAAUGCCAGAACCCUGCUCCUUUCAUUGGCCCACUCCCAGUGCUGGUAGAAGCUGCUCUGCUCACUAUUCCUGAGCCAGGGCAGUGAUCUCCUACUGGGAGGAAGUGAGGGUGAGAUUGCUAUCGGCCUCCUUCCCCAGGCCCUCUGCUUGCUUUCAUUCCCUACCCACCCAGUUAGCUGGUAUCUGUGAGCAUGUCUCUUCCCCCUCCCAUGCACCUCAAGCCUGUGCUUAUAUCCAGAUCCACCCUGCUGUAGCCCUGUCAAACCAGGAGCUGAAUUAAAACCCAGCUGAGAAUCCCA
Molecule: messenger RNA, 1819 nt
Organism: Chelonia mydas (Green sea turtle)
Lineage: Eukaryota; Metazoa; Chordata; Testudines; Cheloniidae
Product: matrix metalloproteinase-23
Biological process (GO): proteolysis; extracellular matrix organization; collagen catabolic process
Cellular component (GO): extracellular matrix
Molecular function (GO): metalloendopeptidase activity; zinc ion binding
Source: RefSeq, a predicted model, not a curated record